AUGCCUCCGAGGGCGAGUAAGAGCAAGUCGCAACCUGUUGAUGGAGUAGCUGACAAGGCGGCAAAGAGGGCCAAGAGGCAGCCAGCAACUGCAGACUCUGCGGCGGCGGAUCCGGUCGGGACGGCCUGCGCUCGUGCGGUCAAGCGCUUCAACCUGCUGGCCGUGCCGCAUCGCGAUCAGGACGAGGCGGCAUGGGAGAGCUACAUCAAGGCGCGCGAGCAGGCGGUGCAGGACGCGGGGUGCGACGGCGAGUAUGGGGAGGACGACGACGACGAGCAGCAGCUGAUCACGCGCCCCCGGGUGCACGACGCCGCGCGCACGGCGCUGGAGGACUGCCAGCGGCUGAGUGACGAGGACUGCCGGCUGCUGCUGCGCACGACGGUCAUCACCACGGCCGAGGUCUAUCAUGUACAGGGAGACGAGGUCCGCGGGCUGGAAGUUCAGGCGCGCGUGUUUGCGGUGGACGGCCCAAAUGUGGUCGACACCCGGCACGACUACCACCACCGCACAAGGCGCGUUUCGCGGGGUGUUACGGCAAAGCACUUUGCAGAGAUCAAGAUUUCAGUGGGCCGCCCAGCCGGGCCGCAGCCGGCCGACAAGAGCCGCGACUGGCUCAGGGCGUGGCGCGUCACCAUGGCCAAUACGCGGCAUUACCGCGAGGUGCGGACGUUCGGUCUGAGGGCGUCCCACAUCCAGCAGAUCCGGCGCGCCCUGUUCACGGGGCCGGCGGGCGAGAAGAUCAGCAGGAAGCUCUCCGACUACGAGCUCAUGACCUGGCUGCUGGCAGCCGCGGGGUACUCAUCAGGCUACAGCCCCUACUGCUUCGAUGUCCGUCACGCCUGUGACGGCUGGGACGGCGUCAACCUGCGGCGCGUGUGCGGCGCGGCGACGGCGGAGGACACGGACUGGGAGGAGGAUGCGUUGGAGGCCAGCGAUGACAGCGACGAGGACGAGGCCAGCGAUUACAGUGACGAGUAUGAAGAAAGUGACGAGGACGAUGACGAGGACGGCUCUGAGGACGGGGGUCCCUCAGAGGACCCUUACACGCCGCGCUGGCACUGGUGCUGA
Monoraphidium neglectum is the source of this 1068-nucleotide messenger RNA. RefSeq lists its product as hypothetical. The record is from RefSeq and is a predicted model, not a curated record. The transcript is spliced from 7 exons. The coding region runs from base 1 to 1068 and encodes 355 amino acids. Lineage: Eukaryota; Viridiplantae; Chlorophyta; Chlorophyceae; Sphaeropleales; Selenastraceae.